AAUUUACAGAGCAAACUGAAUCCGGACAUCUAUUAUGGCGGAGAUCCAUACAACUAAGAGAUUGGGCGGCCCAGUAACUUGUUACCCAGUCCGACUGAGGCCAGGGGAGGAAAUCAAAAGUGAGCUGCUGAAACUGGUACAAGAACAUGGUCUACAGGGGGCGUUUGUAAUGUCGUGUGUGGGAAGCGUGACAAAGGCAAAACUGAGGAUGUCAGAUAGCACCACAGUGAAGAAGUUUGAGGGUCACUUUGAGAUCGUGUCGCUGGUAGGUACACUGUCUGCAGGAGGCCACCUCCACAUCAGCCUCAGUGACGUCGACGGGCGUGUAUUCGGUGGUCACGUGAUCGGUGAUCUGGUCGUGUUCACUACGGCGGAAGUUGUCAUUGGUAACGCAGGGGGCGUGGUUUUUACCAGGGAACCGGACACUCAAACAGGAUACAACGAACUUGUCACCAAUUCAAACCACGCAUGAUAAACAUACAGCUUCUUUUCUACAAACUGAACUACAAACUGAUAAACAUACAGCUUCUUUACUACAAACUUAGCAUUUCUUGCCAAGAGAAUAAUUAAAGUGCCUAUUCACCUGUAUAAUACAAUCAAAUGACGUUCGUAUAGUCAACGUAAGCAUGAUUAAACAUCGUAAAAACAAGAAGUACCUAUUGCCUCACUGUUUGAGAAUAUCCUUUAAUCUAUCACAAGAGUGUUGCUUAAAACUUGCAACAACCGGUUUAUCCGUUGUCAGUAUAAUGUGACCGUUUUGAAUAUUUUGCCGGGUGCUUUCGGCAUGGUAUGUCAGUGAGGUAGCGCUCUAAAGUCGGCAUUAUAAACCAACAUACCCUGUCCCCGGCACAUAUGCACACGUGCACGCAUGCAUAACACUCCUGACGGCACGUCCUUAAAUGGCAUCAGCUGUUAAUAUGACGUUAAACUCUAUACAACCAACUCGACCAACCAUCCAAUCAACGUAUCCCGGAUUACCAUCAGAGUCUGGACAUUUCCCUUCGACAGGUCUCGUGUCAUUGAGACUGCUACGGACGUAACCACGAGUACACACUAUUAUUGGGUAGCAUUUUUGUUUGACCAAAAGUUGAUAUAAACCCCUUCAACAUGUAAUAUUACUCCGAACACCUCAUUGUAGGUCCAAAUAUAGCUAUAACAAAUUAUCAGAUUCCUGUGGACUAGAUAAGGUUCGUCGGUGGUGACUGGUUAGCUCAGUAUGUUUAGAGCGUCCGUCUGGUGGUGUAAGGUCUCGGGUUAGAAUCUGGUCUCACCGUUACAUUUUCUGCUCCUGAUACAUCUAUAUAUGAUAAUUUAUCAACAUCAACAGGUUUACACGUUUUCAUUUUUUUUGCUUGUAACAAGCAUAAAGCUAAAGCUCGGUACAAGUGUCGUAAUUUUUUUAUGGAAAAGAAAAGAAUUAAAGAUAUUUGCAAAAGGUUAUGCAAAUACAGCAUUACAAGAAAUUCACUUUUUGAAGGUAAACGCACUGAACCACUUUAUUGCGCUAGAGGUUUUACACAAGUGCCUGAGGAUUCAUUACAAUAUCUAUGUUUGGCCUUCUCCCGGUGUACCGUCUAAUAUUAGACGUGAUAAAGGUUCAUAUUUCUGGUGGGUGUACAAAACAAGAGGCCCAUGGGCCUUAACGCUCACAUGAGUCAUACAGUAUUUAUUUUUGUUGU
Mizuhopecten yessoensis (Yesso scallop) is the source of this 1679-nucleotide messenger RNA. RefSeq names its product bifunctional protein GlmU-like. The record is from RefSeq and is a predicted model, not a curated record. The transcript is spliced from 3 exons. The coding region runs from base 35 to 472 and encodes 145 amino acids. NCBI's taxonomy places the organism in Eukaryota, Metazoa, Mollusca, Bivalvia, Pectinida, Pectinidae.